Messenger RNA from Scleropages formosus (Asian bonytongue), 3580 nucleotides. RefSeq names its product LysM, putative peptidoglycan-binding, domain containing 1 (gene lysmd1). The record is from RefSeq and is a predicted model, not a curated record. The coding region runs from base 1492 to 2157 and encodes 221 amino acids. Lineage: Eukaryota; Metazoa; Chordata; Actinopteri; Osteoglossiformes; Osteoglossidae. The transcript has 3 exons.
CAUACUUUAUUUCUGUUAUUAUUGUGUUAUAACUGAUGAUGAGGGUGGUGGUACUGAAGGGUCGGGAGAAGAACUCAGAGUAACGGGGUGAACUGAGGCUACGGCGGGGUAAACCGUACUCAGUACUUGGGCUGCUACCGUAAUUGCUGUGUAAUUAAGUGUAAGCGGUGCUUUACUUUGUGCUCUUGACUUGAAGCUGCUGUCCUGCAGUUUUUCGAGCGAGAGAAAAACAAACAAACAAACAAACAAAGAAAGCGCCGCGAGAACCUCUGAUUUCCGGAACUUCGGUGCGGACUCCCAGCCAGCGCGAGCUCAGAGUAGGAUUGAGUCUGAGGAGCGGGAAUGUUCCGUGUCCGAACUUCUUUUUUUUUGGCCUCUAAUCAUAGGUAAAUGUUCACGUAGGAGCCUAGCAGCGCACUGAUAUCCAAAACCUUUGUUUUUGGCUAAGUUUUGUCCUGGGGGCGGCAAGUCAGUUUUAACUGGACUCGAGUCGAUCGAUCGAUGUGUUCGCGAAAACCGAGCGAGUCAAGUGUUGAAGUCUUGAAGACAAGUCCCCGCUGCGUGAGAAUAAAAUAAUUCAUUCAAGUGUGCUGACUUUGAGAAUAGUUCUCAGAAAACAAUGAUAGUUAUUAUAUUUAAUGAUUAAAAUUCGCCGACAUCUGCGUUAUAACUUGUAAGUGAACGCGUAGUGGAGUUUUGGUAUUCACCGACCGGGUUUGUUGAUUUAUUCAGUGAAUACUCUUACUUACUGUAUCUGUAGUGUAGUGUAAUACUCUACUAGUAAAUAGGUAGACACACACGAAGGCUUUUAUUUAACUUUUUUUUUCUUUUUUCUUAAAAACCUCGGGUAAGUACAAUAAAAAGUGGAGACAAAAAUAUAUUGCCUCAGACAUUCAGUCAGUGCCGUUGUUGUAGUGUCCAGUCCCAGCAACAGCAGACAGAGGAGCUGUGAGCUGUGGAAGUCAAGUGCGCUCACUUAAUGAUCGGGCCUAUGAUACUCCUCCUGUGUUCCUGUGUCUCAUAUAGCCAGGGAACGAAAUGAUGAAUGUCUGGGUGGGGAAAUGCAGGAAAUCGCAUUUUUCUUCGCGUCAAACAUUUUUCAAAAGAGACGAGUGAUUGCAGAAAUUGGGGGGGGGUUAAUGAGCUGAGAAAGUCACCAUCUUUGGAAAUCUAUAACACGAGCAUUGCAGAAUGGCAACCCAGUGUGUAUAGAAGGAAGUUCUGUUAGCGAAGGCUUGUACUCUCACUUUCUUCCUGUCCCUCGUUUGCUCACGCACUCGCUCUCUCUUUGUCACUCUCGUGCUGUCAUGCUCUUUGACACGACCUCUGCUUAAACUGUUCUUUCGAAACCUCAAAACCCCAAAUGGCUGACACUCUCUGGUGACCGGUGGUUGUUAUCUGUGUUUCCAUGCAAUUCCCCAAUAGCCAUGUGGCCACUGUGACGCUGAUAAGCCGACGGCUGUGAGCAAGGCGUUCGGCCGAAUCGAUCAGAUGUCGGCGGAGCGGGCUUCUCUUCCCGCCGGGGGGAAGACACGGGCCAAGUCCUAUGGCAGUCUAGUGAACUCCUCCGUGUCUCCGCUGAGACAGAGGCGGCUAGAGCACCAGGUCCAACCAGGAGAGACGCUGCAGGGCCUGGCACUGAAGUACGGCGUGUCGAUGGAACAAAUUAAAAGAGCCAACCGACUGUACACCAAUGACUCGAUAUUCCUAAAGAAGUCUCUUUGGAUCCCUGUGCUGACAGACUUUCAUAGCUUUGACAAUGGAGUUUCCCAAGAGGGCAUGGGUCUGUUUGACACUGACAAGGAGCAGGAGGACUCUGGUGAAAACAGUGAGCCAGUCACCAAUAAAGACAAGGGGCAAGCAGAUGAGGAACAGGGCCCAACUGAUUUAUCGCCUAUGGACUUCCUGAAAAGGAUGGAUGGUUUGAUCAGCCAGUCCAAACUAGCAGCUGUUAAGAAGAUCCAAGAAGGAGGCAAGGGAUUUACAUGUGCUGAAGAGUUUGGCCCUCAUAAUACCUCAUCACAAAAGCCUGUGAACUACCGGGGUCCUGCUUCCUGCUCUGUAAACCAGCGGCCUCUGCUGGGAGCCGUCCCCCUGACCAUCACCAAACGCACCAAGAAACUGAGGGACAGGGAGGAUGAGAUCUUUGAAUUGUGAUGUCGCAGGUAUUGCACUGAAUCUGCUUUUUGCACAGGUGGUGGUAGGUAUGUCUGGUGUGACUUUCACUGAGACGACAUCCAGACCAUAGUGUCUUCUUUUAAGAGCUGGUCAGUAGGGUUAAUUCAGUGAGGCUGUGUGCCAUACUUUGGUUAGCUGAUUCUUUUUAGUGCACAUCUAUUUUGGUUAUCAGAAAAUGUGAAUAGUAAAUUGCACACUGCAACAUAUUUUGGAGUAUACAUUAUGGUCUGACAUACUCAAAGACCCAGUGCUGAAAAAGUGGUUGUGUUUUGAACACUCUACUGCCUUGACACCCAUUCCAUUUUAAGUGAACAUGAGUGACAGAACAAGUGAAAAGAUUUGGGCAUAAGAAGAAUUAGUAAAAUGUGCUUUGUAUGUUGUGAAAGUGAACUACUGGUAACUUCUGAAUAAUUUAAUAAUGGUCAAAAAUAUAAAAAUGUGAAAGAUUUGAUUUUUAAAUCCUUAUUACCAUUCUUCACUACUUACAUGGUAAAAGUUCAUGUCCUGGUAUUAGACGGUUGCUACAACUGGAUGUUCACUGACUCUAUCGUCGUUUUAUCAUCUUUGUAUUUUUAUCCCACACUGUCUUCCGGUCAUUACAUUCUUAAUUUUGGUGGAAAUGUCUCAACCUCUGUUUAAAAAAAAAAAAACAAAAAAAAACCCUGGAUUAGUUAACAAGGUCUGUAUGGUUAAAACUGUAAGGAACCAUUUGUAUUUUGAUAGGAAUGUGCGUAAUGUUUGUUUUUUGUGUGUGUUGUAGAAAACCUACAUUUAAUUUGUGUAACAAACUACAUGGGAUUCUAUGGGAGAAUUCUUUGCUGUCACUUUUCCCUCUUUUGGGUCUUAACAGUUCUACACAACAGAAACCCAUGACUGGAAGGGGCAUUGCACUCUUAGCUGCUCAUUAACACUAAUUUUUAUUUCUGGAAUUGACUUUGUUAUGUUUGCAGUGGUUCACAUGACUGAAUAUUUCUUAUUUUUCACCAGAACAUUUUAUUCUCAAAGCUCACCAUAGAGACAAGCACAUCGGGUGGUUCUCUUGCAUUCUUAUGGCUGGUUUUGUAUGAUCUUUGCCAGGUCUGGGCGAUCCCGUAUUGCCAAUUGUAUAGACAUAAAUUUUGGAAACUGCAGAUACUGUUAAAAUGUGUUGUUUAUGCAACAAAUGGUUGUAGUAAUUUCUGCUGAGCAUUAAAUUUAUUGUUGAUUCAAAUUUUAACUUGACUUGAAUUCUGAAAGCCAGUAUUCCCCUUGCAUGUGUUUUUUGAGUGGAUGAAACAACAUGACAAGCAUUCCAGAAAUUGUAAACAUGGGCUUUUGUUCCAAAUGUAUUUAAAUACAAAUGUGCAGUGCUGUAUCUAUUAAGUAGGUUGCACUGCUCAUUUAGCCAUUAAAUAUACCCCCC